CUGCUUAGACCGAUCGCACGCACGCCGCGCACCAGUUCCUCCUCGCACGUUCGCAUGCACAAGAGCGCUCCAUCACCAACCUCCCUCCUCUCCCGAUCGGCGCCUCACCUCCCCGUCCCUGCAUCCUCGGUGCCAAGCCGCCCUCCCUGCACCUGCAUCGCCGCCCCUAGCAUGCCGUUCGCUCCGCACGCAUACCACCGAUGACCCUGACCGUCGUGAACCCGAUCUGGCCGGGCAUCCAGGGGAACACCGGCAGUGAGGUCCUGGAGGGGGCAGCUUCUUCCUCCCGUCGCUCUCCCACCGCUCCUUCCCGGCGCCCACCCACGCCUGGUCCAGCCGCAUCUGGGCGCGCACCGGCUGCGCGACAGGCGACUGCGACGGGCGGCUCCAGUUCUCCACCGCAGGUCUCCCUCCACCACGGCGGCAACGAGCAAUCGUCCUACGGGGUGAGCGUGGUGGACGGCUUCAACGUGGGCCUCUCCGUGACCCCGCACAAGGGCCGCGACAACUGCCCCGUCUUGGCCUGCUGCAAGGACCUGACCCAGAGCUGCCCGGGCGAGCUGCCUGUGCGUACAUGAUGUUCAUCCUCGGCUUGUCACACACGCAAUCUUCUCGGCUUAAUUCCAUCUCUUCCCCAAUUGGAAACAAAUCAGCAUGAGACUCAGCCUUGCCAAGGUCGAGAACGCCUCACAGAUAUGUAUGAGGACGUCUAAUCGAGAUUUCCGGCUGCAGGGCGCAAUUAGUGGAAGAAGGUAUUACGAUUUUCCAGAUUGUGAUUAAUUGCUUCUCAACUCAAUUCCCCUCUUCUAUAGUCUUGUGAGAUCGUUCAUUCAUUCAUAAAGAUCAUCCUCAUACAUAUCUCUUUCUCACUCUGAUUUCAUGUUUUGAUUGGGAUUCGAAAAGAGGAACUGAGAUGUAUGUUCGUGACUUGUAAGCAGCAACAAAAUUUAGCAAUUUAUAUUUUUCUAGCCAUCCAAAUAUCUUGCUCCAUACCUUUCUUAGAAUUUUUUAUUUGAUCAGCAGUGUUCUUAAUUACUUGUACCCUAUAUAUUUGUGUGCUAAUUAGCAAGAUUGUUAGUAUAUCCAUCUGGUAAUGAGAAUGAAAACUGGCAUAUGACUUGACUGAGGCCUCGAAAGGAGCAUAAACAAUUUGUUAGAAUACAGACGAGUACUUCUACUGCUAGGAAUUCAGAACAACUAGCUUAGUUACUGCUGAGGAACAACCUAAUGAAAAAUUAUAGGAUGACAAUAUAUUGAGUAAGCAUGAAACUGUUACUUAUUCACCUAAUAAAAAACAUGCCAAUUGACUGCAACUUUUACUGUGAAUGUUUAUGAACCCACUUUUCUGAAUAACUAAGAUGAUAAGGCAACAAAAUUAUAGUGUAUCGAGUAUUUAUUUGCAACUGAAAUAGAAAAACAGCAUAUGUUUAUGUGGCCUUAGGGGUUAGGGCCCCUUUUUGUUGUCUUUCCCCAGGCCCCUAAAUUCUCAGGACCGGCCCUGGCUCCAAGUCCGUGGCUGACCUGGUUACCACCGUCCGGAUGUUCAAGGUGGUCGUCCCAAGAGCUCUAAGGUGUGGCCGCCACACCAUCGGCUGAUCCACAACGGCCAAAUCUUGUAGAAUGAGAACAUCCUAGCCCGAUACGUUAACUGGAGAUGUUCCGUCAUUCAAACAUGUUGAUGGCCAAGCAAAAUAUUCAGGUGAUGUGCCCAACAUGCUUCUGCACGAGAGUUUGCUAUGGGAAGUAAGCAUGAGCAAGAUGAAGCUGGCACAAUGAGGCUAGAGACGGGUCACAUUUGGUCGCACAUGGGAGUUGUUCUUGUGAACGUGGGUGAUGAGAUUGACACAAAGCUGCCGAGGAAGGAGCGGGCGACAUUUGUUUCUAAAGGUGCUGAUUCUAUAUCUCGAGCAAAGCAGAUUCUUACCUCGAUACCUGCAAGAGCAAGAGAAGCAUACAACCAUAGCCAGGAUGGUCAUAUCGCCCAAGAUGGAAAAUAUGAGGAUCUUCUCCAAGCUGGAACUGAGCUCAAUGCAUCAAGAACAAAAUCAAUUGAAGCAACACUUCGUGUAUAAUGUAUUGUGAACCUUGGAUUGAGCUCAUGUGUGUGGUUUAUGUAUUGUGAGCCUUGGAUUGAGGUCAUGUGUGAGGCUAAUGUAUUAUGAGCCUUUUACUUUGUAAUAUGUGAUAAUGAUGUGACAGGCUCAUGGAUUAUGGACACCAAAUUUAUGUGGCAAUUCUGUAAUGUGGAGUACCCAUGAUGACAUGACAAUGCCUAAAUAAUGCCAAUUUUUCUGUCUAA
Molecule: messenger RNA, 2299 nt
Organism: Triticum aestivum (bread wheat)
Lineage: Eukaryota; Viridiplantae; Streptophyta; Magnoliopsida; Poales; Poaceae
Exons: 7
Coding region: 1737-2072 (111 amino acids)
Source: RefSeq, a predicted model, not a curated record